AUGGUGGGACUGUAUUCGGACAGACUACCGGAUGUGGACUGGUUCCUCAAUAUAGCUGCUUCUCCUUGUUCGCCGACACUUGUCCCACCAAAAAAGAAAUCCAUAGGUUUUCCGAGGAAAAGGCAACGACGAUCGUGCCAGCAACAACUGCACGUUGUCGAUUCGCCAACUGGUGAAAUCGAUUAUCAUUCGACAAACAUGAAACCUCCGCUGAGUUAUGCUCAGCUGAUUAUGGAUGCAAUGGCAGAACGUCAGGUGGAGAAGAUCACGCUCUCUGAGAUCUAUGAGUACGCGGUCCGACGUUACGCCUAUUACAGAAGCUCCAAGGGACCCUGGAAGGUUGGCGUAAUUACCUCAUUACCUGUAAUUUUCUCU
Molecule: messenger RNA, 375 nt
Organism: Ostertagia ostertagi
Lineage: Eukaryota; Metazoa; Nematoda; Chromadorea; Rhabditida; Trichostrongylidae
Source: the annotation of a GenBank genome assembly